Molecule: messenger RNA, 6055 nt
Organism: Notechis scutatus (mainland tiger snake)
Lineage: Eukaryota; Metazoa; Chordata; Lepidosauria; Squamata; Elapidae
Gene: CRAMP1
Product: cramped chromatin regulator 1
Biological process (GO): pattern specification process
Cellular component (GO): nucleus
Molecular function (GO): chromatin binding
Source: RefSeq, a predicted model, not a curated record
GGCGGCGCGUGGCAGCAAACGAGGAAGCGGAAGAAGAAGAGGCAACCGGGGAGCUCGCGGGGCAGGCAGCGGGUGGCGUUGCCAGGCGCCCGCCGGCCCGCCGAGGAGUUGCGGGGCGGAGAAGCCGCCCAGGGCGGCUGCCGGGAUCGGUUGCCCUGCCGCCGCCGGUGCCGGAGGAUCCCCAUGCAUCAGGAUGACAGUCAAGCUGGGUGACCACAGCAGCAGCGUUGGAGCCUCCGAGGAAGGCCUGAGGAAGCUGGGCAAGCGAGGAGCCUCCGGCGAGGACGAGGGGUGCCCUGGAGGAGGAGGAGGAGGAGGAGGAGGAUGUGCAGGAGACGGGGCCAAGAAAGGCGAGGAGGAGGGGACCCCUCAAGGAGAGACGAACGGGGGUCCCUCCUCGGGAGUCCCAGCCUCACCCCCGGCCUCGUCCUCCUCGGGACCACCACCACCGGCAGCGCCUGGCCACGACCAGCAUCACUUCCUCCGGUCCAGCGUCCGGCCGCAGAGCAAGAGGCUGAGGAAGGAUCCCCAGGCAUCCUGUGCAGCGGCCAGCAGUGGAACGGGCAGCAGUGGGGGCAGCGCUGCCCCCACGGGAAAAGGAAAAGGUGCAGAUAAUGGUGGGGCGUCAUCUGGCAACUCCUCAGGAAUCCCAUCCAGCACCCCGGCCGGCAAUUCGAAAUCAGGUUCCAGGAACCUGAGCGCAUCAACCGGAGAAAAAGAGGAAGGCAAGAAAGUGAGGCGUCAGUGGGAAUCCUGGAGCACGGAGGAUAAGAACACCUUCUUCGAAGGCCUCUAUGAGCAUGGCAAAGACUUCGAAGCGAUUCAGAACAAUAUUGCCCUGAAGUACAAGAAGAAGAGCAAGCCCGCAAGCAUGGUGAAGAACAAGGAGCAGGUCCGGCACUUCUAUUAUCGCACCUGGCACAAGAUUUCCAAAUACAUUGACUUCGAUAAUGUGUUUUCUCAAGGGCUGAAAAAAUCCUCCCUUGAGCUUUAUGGCUUAAUUUGUUAUGGGGAGCUCAGAAAGAAGAUUGGGGGCUGCAUGGAUGACAAAAACGCAGCUAAACUCAAUGAGCUGAUCCAAGCUGGAGCUACAACGGUUCGCUACAAAGGCAGGAACCUUCGUAUCAAGGCCCCCAUGUGCCGGGCUCUGAAGAAGCUCUGCGAUCCAGAUGGUAUAAGUGAUGAGGAAGAUCAGAAGCCUGUGCGUCUUCCCCUGAAGGUCCCUGUGGAACUGCAGCCACGGAACAACCACGCAUGGGCCCGUGUGCAGAGUCUGGCCCAGAACCCACGUCUCAGAAUGAUCGUGGAGCUGCACCGGAAGGUAUCCAGCCUCAUUGAAUUCCUGAAACAGAAAUGGGCUCUCCACGAAGUGCGUAUCAGGAAAACGCUCGCCGAGAGGCAGCUGCAGGAUUGCAGAGAUGCUGAAACCACCAGCAGCUAUUCCGAAGAGAAAACAACGCUUCACCUCUUCCCGGGGGAGAACUGCACGCUGGCGCCCCUGCCCGAGGUUGCCCGCGUGGUGCACUCCAAAGCCUUCUGCACCGUGCAUUGGCAGGAAUCGGGGCGCUGCAAGCAGAGUACGAAGGACGUCCACCUGUUGCCCCCCGCCCAAAUCCUCGGCAUACAGAGCGGUCAGGGGACAGCCAGAGGGCAGGUGAAAUACUCGCGGGGGGCAGAAAAUAAGGGCGGAGCCAAGCCCGAAACCGCCGCGGAAGUGAUCAAAGCUCCCCAGUUGAUCCCUGACCCCGUCCCGAACCCGGACGAUGGCUCCCGCGAAGCUGGGCUCGCCGAAGGAGCCUCCUCGGAGCCCAGUGUCGCCAGCCAGCUCCCCAAACCGCCCACUGAGCUUCAGGACCCGAGUGGAAGCCUGGAGAAGCCCAUCCCAGUGGCCGAGAGCAGAGAGGCGGUGCCUGCCGUUGCCUCGCCUGCCGAGGUAGACGCCGGCCGCGCCAAGUGCAGCUGUGUUGAUCUUCCGCCGGAUUUGGAAGAGCUCUCCCUGCUCGAUCCCUUUCCCCGUUACAUGAAGUCCUGCCACGACCUGAUUGUCCCCGAGAAGUGUCUCUGUGUGGAGAAGCUGGAUCGAAAAGAGGGGGUUGCCUUGCCGGAAAGUUCUCCUCCCGGGGGGGUUUUCCCUGGCGGCACGGAGACCAGCAGCCGCAGCCCCACGCAGCCGGCGAGCGGCAGGGCAGACAUGCCCAGGGUCGGCCAUCCAUCCGCUUCUGAAACUCAGGCCUUCCGCUGCUCCGGACUUCAAGCGGAACCCUGCGCGAAGGAGCUCCAUGACGUCGUAAUGGAGGAUUCUCAGGAGAAGAUCAACACCUCAUUGCCGCCACUGCCGCCACCGCCUCCUCCACCACCACCACCUCAGGGACAGGCGGUCUCAAAGUCCCCCAAGGACGACCCCAGCCGCCUCGCGCAGCAAGUGCGGGAGAAGGGAUGGAGUCUGCGGACCUCUGAAAGCCUUACCUUGGCUGAAGUCUACCUCAUGAUGGGCAAGCCAAACAAAUUGCAGCUAGAAUACGACUGGCUGGCAGUCUUGGGGCAGGAAACCCAGGAUGCCGGGGAGCCGGUCACCGAACCGAAAUCUGUUCCUCCCUCAGCCGCUUUUCAUAAACAGAAACUCCUCAAUUGCCUCUUGAAGCUCAUUUCUUCUGAAGUUAACCCCAAACCGAUCCCUGAAAUGAAUUCCGUUGCAACCUCCCCCAUCAAGCCUAUUCAAGAGGAGCAUGCUUUGACACCUCCCGGGAAGGUGAUUGCCAUUAGCACCAGGAGUCCGGGCUGUGCUCGCAAUCAACCUGCGCUUCAUAAGAAGACCUUUUCCCCCAGUGCCACUCCCAACUCCUCAGGUUUCCAAAAUCCUUCUAAGCCCCUCUUGGUGGCUAGUUGUUCUUCAAGUUCCAGCAACCCUGAUGCCGACGGCGGCCUCUUUGCCAUCCCCACCACCCUCCCACCGAACAGCCGGCAUGGGAAGCUUUUCUUGCAAAACAAGGAAACAGACCUGAGCUUCCGCCAGUGCUUGGAUACUAUCAGUAUGCAAUCGGAUUUUUUCUUGCCAAAGCCAAGAAAACUACGCAGCAGACACCUGCGGAAGCCGCUGGUUGUUCAGAGGACUCUGCUUCCUAGACCUUCCGAAAACCCUUCCCAGCAUGUCUGUUCCUUUUCCAUCUUAUCAAACUCCUCCAUAACAGGAAGGGGAUCUUUUCGGCCAAUCCAGUCUUCGCUGACUAAAGCUGCCGUGUCACGCCCCAUUGUUCCCAAAAUCCUUCCAGCUCAAGCCACCAAUCGCCUGUCUAGCGCGAUUGAUUUGGCGGCUAAAUCAGCCGGCAUUAUCCCCGGCAGUCCGUUGCCACUUCUGGGGACCGAAGGCUUGCCAGGCGUUUCCCCGCUCUCACCAGAGGCAGUAACCACCGUGGUUGGAAGUCAAGACUCCACAGUGGCACAUCAGAAUGGAAGUUCCAUAGCAACAGUGGCGGGUUCAAGACAUGAAUGUCGGGUUCCUUUCCUUGGUCUACCAUCCCAGCCUGAGGAGGAAGCCAUUCCUGACGGCUUCCAGGGAACGCCGGUCCUCUCUCUGCCAGAGCUGCCUAAAACAUCUCUCCAGAAUGGUCUUUCUUCCUCUCCGCUUCCCUCUUCUGAGACAUCCGGUACCCGUCUGUCUCCCCCCAAUGUCUCUGCUCUCCUUGACAUCUCUCUCCCUGGACCCCCCGAGGAUGUUUUGUCUCAGGGAGAACCGGCUACUCAAAUCAGUGACUCCAUCAUUGAAAUAGCCAUUAGCUCUGGCCAAUACGGUGAGAACGUUUCCCUGUCCCCAGCCAAGCUGAACGGUAGCGAUAAUUCCAAAAGUCUUCCGUCCCCGUCCUGCAGCCCCCAGCAGAGUUGGAUCGCUUCGCCCAGCCAUGAUCCACAGUGGUAUCCCAACGACUCCACCGACUCCUCGCUCAGCAGCUUAUUUUCCAGUUUCCUUUCUCCGGAGAAGGGCAGGAAAAUGCUGCCCACCUCAGUGGGCAACCCAAGCAGCACCUCCUUGUUGGGACCCAGUCUGCUGGAUGGGAAUUCACGGGAUUCUUUUGUCUCUCGGUCCAUGGCUGAUGUCGCUGAGGUGGUAGAUUCCCAGUUGGCCUGCAUGAUGAAUGAGAACAGCAUUGACUACAUAUCUCGGUUCAACGACCUGGCCCAGGAGCUCUCGAUCCCCGAGCCGAGCCGCCGAGAGAUUCUCUUUGACGGAGGGAGUGGCGGCCCCCCUAUUGGCGACCUCUCUCAAUGAACACAUCCCACCAGCGGGCUGGUGGGUGCCGGUGAAUUGGCCAUAACGUGGAGGAAUGACGUCAUAGCUAUGCAGCGGAUUGGGGGGUUUAAUUUUUUUUUAAAAAAAAAAAUUUCAUUGUCCUGGCGGGAGCACGCCUGAGAAGAAGAGAGAGGUUUUCUCUUCAACCUUCUACGGUUCUUGGAAACUGCAAUAGGCUGGGAACAAGACAGUGUGGAGCAGUAUUAUAGGAAGUGACAUGUGUAAAGUUUUAAAGCAAAGUUUACAAGGCAGCUCCAGGUUUUAAGGCCUGAGCAAGAAGUCCCACAAAACUACAUCCUUUAGAUGUUGUCGGGGUAUCCACAAAUAAGCUGAAAUUUGGGGGGGGGGGGUAAAUGGUGGUGUGUUUUUAUUAAAUUUUCCUUUUUUAGAACUUCCUCUCCUGGUCUGUCAUCGUGGUCUUGUUGGCAAGUCAGUUGAGAGCUGGUAUUCCUGGCACUUUUCUUGUCACAGCAGCAGCUGAAUUCCACAAGGCUUUUAACAGAAUUCUUUCACCCUUUCUUUAUAUUCAUUAACAUUCCAACAGGACACAAGGAGGAAAAAAAACACUGUUCCUGUUCCACCUUUAAAAACGCAAAACAUAAUCACCUAAUCGGUAGUAACACCGGUUGAAUCCCACCCUGAGUCCACACAUCUUAAACAGAAGACUCCUCGGGGGUCUUCUAGAUAUGUUCUAGAUAUGUUCAAAGUCAAAUUCCUUUGAGAUGAGCACAAUCAUUGGUGACAGCCACGGAAAUGUCCUUGUAGUCUCUUUGGCAACAGUACAAGUGGUUUCCCUUGUCUUUUUUUUGUGGGGGGGUGGGGUGAAUUUCUGACUUCCCAGUCAAGUCUGCAGCUCGGGGGGUUCCUGGAAGUUAUCAGGCGAGAGGCCUCUUAGCAAAAUCAGGGCCAUAGACUAGACAGGGAUGUCAGGACGCUUCCCAAAGAAGAUCAUGAUAAUGCCCUUCCAUUUUGUUGCCUCCCCAGAAAUCGUGUUUAUAUCUCUUUAAAUAUCAGGAGUCAAGCUUGACACUUUGCCUUUUUUUAAAGAGCCCCUUUGAUUCUUGGUUGCUAGCAUUUUGGAGAGCAAUUCUCUUACAAACAUUUCCAGUUGCAGUUGAGAAAUGUUUUGAUCACGUCCUGCAAGAUGAAAGAAAUGGGUAAAAUUCCCUACUUCUUGUAGGUCCUUAAGGCAAAUAGCAGUUUUACACCGGGGUCUCUCUCUCCCAUCUGUGGUCAUAAAAUGCCCUUCUGGAGGUCUGCAGUUGUUGGCGUCUUAGCCUUCAGAGCUUGAAGAGCAGGCAGCCAUCGCUUUAUUUUUGCGGCCAUCAAAGAACCAUCUAAUCCCUCUUCUUUACGGAUUAUUCCACACUAUACAGUCCCUUUAGUUGUUCGUCUCCCACAAGCGAGCAUUUCUAAACAUCAUUCCCUUAGGAAACGCUAUUUACCUGCAAGCAGCCGCUCUUUGCAAACCUCUCCUGUGGGGUGUCUCAUUUUUCUUCAGACGUUUGACAGGCAACGUGACUUCGGACCUGGUCCACAAGGUCUCGGUUGCUUUUGCCCAAACGGAUGUCGAAGGGACCAAAAAUUGGUGCUGAUCAGGAGAGGCGACUCUGUCCAUGGGAUUUAUCCCUAACCCUCUUUUAGCGUCUCUCCCAAGUUUCUUCCCUCUGCCUUUGCCACAGAACUGGAUGGCCUCUCCUAACUUCCGUGGUGUUUGUGACUGAGUCCACCCAACCUCCAUUAAAUUAUAAGCUAAUAAGCUGAAUGGAA